ACUUCGUAACCUUCUCUCUCAAUCUGACGCUGCCAGCUGCGCUUAUCACGGCACUGACUCUCAUAUCACUUGCCUAUUCAGUCGUCGCUAAAGCACUAGCACCAGGCAACGUCGCCGAAACUGGUCAAAAUGGGAGACAUUCUUGUUGAGAAUCCCGUUAACCACAUCCAACCUCAGAAGAAGACAGUCCUGUCAACCAUCCCUAGUAUCGAGAACUUUGAGGGCGUUUCAACAGAGAUUGGGGAUGACUAUGCUGCGCUGAAGAAGCUACAACGACAGCUUGAGUAUAUCCAGCUUCAAGAGGAAUACAUCAAGGAUGAGCAAAGGAGUCUCAAACGGGAGCUCGUAAGAGCCCAGGAAGAAAUCAAGCGCAUCCAGAGCGUACCGUUGGUCAUCGGUCAGUUCAUGGAGGCGAUUGACCAGAACACCGGAAUCGUCCAAUCUAGCACAGGCAGCAACUAUGUCGUCCGUAUCCUCAGCACGCUCGACCGCGAGAAGCUCAAACCCUCUUCCUCUGUCGCUCUACACCGUCACUCCAACGCCCUGGUCGACAUCCUCCCUCCCGAAGCCGAUUCCUCCAUCGCCAUGCUAGGCGCCGACGAGAAGCCGGACGUCACCUACGCCGACGUUGGAGGGCUCGACAUGCAGAAGCAGGAGAUCCGCGAAGCCGUCGAGCUGCCUCUUACCCACUUCGACCUGUACAAGCAGAUCGGCAUCGAUCCCCCACGGGGCGUCCUACUCUACGGCCCGCCAGGCACCGGCAAGACCAUGCUCGUCAAGGCCGUGGCGAACAGCACGACGGCCAACUUCAUCCGCGUGGUGGGAUCCGAGUUCGUGCAGAAGUACCUCGGCGAGGGCCCGCGAAUGGUCCGCGACGUGUUCCGCAUGGCGCGCGAGAACUCGCCGGCCAUCAUCUUCAUCGACGAGAUCGACGCCAUCGCCACGAAGCGGUUCGACGCCCAGACCGGCGCCGACCGCGAGGUGCAGCGCAUCCUCCUCGAGCUGCUCAACCAGAUGGACGGCUUCGACCAGACCGCCAACGUCAAGGUCAUCAUGGCCACCAACCGCGCCGACACCCUCGACCCGGCCCUGCUGCGCCCGGGCCGCCUGGACCGCAAGAUCGAGUUCCCCAGCCUGAGGGAUAGGCGGGAGCGCCGCCUGAUCUUCACCACCAUCGCCAGCAAGAUGAGCCUGGCGCCAGAGGUCGACCUCGACAGCUUGAUUGUCCGCAACGACCCCCUGAGCGGAGCCGUCAUUGCCGCCAUCAUGCAGGAGGCCGGGCUGAGGGCUGUGCGGAAGAACAGGUACAACAUCAUCCAGACCGACCUGGAAGAUGCCUACUCGAGCCAGGUCAAGGGGUCCAGUGACGAGAACAAGUUCGACUUCUACAAAUAAGGGGUCGGCCUGUGCUCAGAACGCCUGGGAAAGUGUUCUCUGGGUGGGGGUCGGUGCCGGCUGGGUUCGAUCGUGGGUGGGAGGAGGCGUUGGGUUACUACUACAUUGGAGUAACCGGUAGGAACCUCGAGUUAAUAAUCCCGUGGGAGGUUGGAAUCUAGC
This is a messenger RNA of Phialemonium atrogriseum, 1557 nucleotides long. Its product is annotated as 26S protease regulatory subunit 6B-like protein. The record is from RefSeq and is a predicted model, not a curated record. The transcript has 3 exons. The coding region runs from base 130 to 1395 and encodes 421 amino acids. Lineage: Eukaryota; Fungi; Ascomycota; Sordariomycetes; Cephalothecales; Cephalothecaceae. Gene Ontology annotation, cellular component: proteasome regulatory particle, base subcomplex. Gene Ontology annotation, molecular function: ATP binding; proteasome-activating activity; ATP hydrolysis activity. Gene Ontology annotation, biological process: proteasome-mediated ubiquitin-dependent protein catabolic process.